This is a messenger RNA of Ipomoea triloba (trilobed morning glory), 1056 nucleotides long. Its product is annotated as protein N-lysine methyltransferase METTL21A-like. Lineage: Eukaryota; Viridiplantae; Streptophyta; Magnoliopsida; Solanales; Convolvulaceae. Bases 100 to 867 code for a protein of 255 amino acids. The transcript has a single exon. The record is from RefSeq and is a predicted model, not a curated record.
CACAGACGUUUACUUACUUGUUGAGGGUUCAGCAAGACCCAUUGGGUUUAAGACGAGCGCCGCAAUCGUAGCGUCAAAUCGAGCGCCGACGGAGCGACCAUGACUGACCAGAGUAACAACCCCCAUGACGGAGAAGAUUCCGACGAGGUCAACCCCUUCACAAUGCUCCUCCGAAGUGAAGAAGGCAACAACGAAUCAGUUCCUCUUCAAAAUCAACUCUACAAUCUGCAAUCAAUCCAGUCCGCCAUAUCCAUCAGGCAGCUCCCUUCUCAAGGCCUUUCCUUCCAGCUCUGGCCCGCCGCCGCCACUCUCGUUAACCUCCUCGACGGCCGCUUUCACCUUCACCCUAGCCUCUCCGCCUUCCUCGCGGGAAAGCGCGUCCGUAUACUGGAGCUCGGUUCCGGCACUGGCGUGGUGGGAAUAGCCGCGGCGGCGACACUGGGGGCUAGCGUUACCGUCACGGAUCUCCCUCACGUCCUCCCCAACAUUCAAUUCAACGUUGACCUAAACUCCGGAGUCCUGGAAAACAACGGCGGCGCUGUUGACGUGGCGGCUCUUUCCUGGGGGGAAAUGAAGGACAUGGAAGCCAUUGGGAGAGAGUAUGAUCUAUUGCUGGGAUCUGAUGUAGUGUAUCACGAUCAUCUCUAUGAUCCUCUGCUCAAAACUCUGAGAUUCUUCCUGUUAGGCGGCGAAAGGAAGACGGCGUUCGUAAUGGCUCAUCUGAGGAGAUGGAAGAAGGAAUCGGCGUUCUUCAAGAAGGCUAAAAAGGUGUUUGAUGUUGAGAUCAUACAUAACGAUCCUCCAUUGGAUGGAUCUCGUAUUGGCGUCGCUGUUUACCUGUUCGUCGCAAAGUCCAUUGACAAAUGAUCAUCGUCGCUAUUUACAUUUUCGUCUCAAAAACUUGUUUGAUUUGAUUGCAACUCUAAGUUCUAUCAGUCUUUGAAGCCGUAGACAAUGAUGAUCUUAAAACUGAAAAAGAAAAAAGGAUUCCUCUCAAGAAAUUAUAUACAUGUUCUGCCGCAAUGCAAUGCGGCAACUAUCUGUUGUCCUUUGAAA